AUGGCCAGGACCCAGAAGAACAAGGCGACCGAGUAUCACUUGGGUCAACUGAAAGCUAAACUAGCCAAAUAUCGGUACGAAGAUGCGGAGAUGGGGUCCCCAUUUCUGUUUGAACAUCGCAAGGCGAUCGAGACAGUGGCGAAGACCGAGAACGCAAUCUCGAACGCAACCCCUAACCCUUUUGACCUGCUGGAAGCCCCCAAGGGAGGGAAGAAAGGGGAGGGCUUCGACGUGCAACGACAAGGCGAUGCGAGAAUAUGCCUAAUCGGAUUUCCCUCAGUCGGAAAGUCGACGCUUUUAUCAAAAAUAACCAGCACCACGUCGGAGAUAGCUGAUUAUGAGUUUACCACCUUGACGUGCAAGCCAGGAAUAAUAAGUUACAAGGAUUCAAAAAUUCAGCUGCUCGAUCUGCCUGGGAUCAUUCAAGGGGCUUCAGAGGGCCGUGGGCGAGGGAGACAAGUUAUAGCUGUUGCCAAGUCGUGCGACAUGAUUAUGAUGAUACUAGACGCAACGAGGGAUAAUAGUCAAAAAAUAAAAUUAGAAAAGUAA
This is a messenger RNA of Plasmodium vivax (malaria parasite P. vivax), 549 nucleotides long. Its product is annotated as GTP-binding protein, putative. The transcript has 6 exons. Bases 1 to 549 code for a protein of 182 amino acids. NCBI's taxonomy places the organism in Eukaryota, Apicomplexa, Aconoidasida, Haemosporida, Plasmodiidae. Gene Ontology annotation, biological process: cytoplasmic translation. The record is from RefSeq and is a predicted model, not a curated record. Gene Ontology annotation, molecular function: GTP binding; GTPase activity. Gene Ontology annotation, cellular component: cytoplasm.